AUGGAUUUUAUGCCAGACAAAAAUGGGCACAUAGAAGUCCAUCAAGAAACGAAUUACUUGAUAGUGGCUCUAUCAUACUGCGUAUCGGUUUUAGGAGCAAGAACAGCUUUAGAGUUGUUGGGAAAACGUACUUCUCAUCUCGGGGCAAUGAAUUGGUUUAGAUUAAUAGGCGCUGCAUUUAGUAUGGGUUUCGUUGGUAUUUGGACAACGCAUUUUAUCGGAAUGAAAGCUUGCAGACUAGGUGACGGUAGUCCUCAAGCACAGUUAGGUUAUGAUCCUUGGUACACAAUUUUAUCUUUGAUAGUUCCAUUGGUCGUACUAACCCUUUCGUUCCUUUUGGUGGGAUCUCAGCCGCAAGUAAAUAUAAAACGUAUUUUAUUCGGUGGAACUUUAGCUGGUCUCACUGUUGCGUUUAUGCAUUAUUGUGGACAAUACGCAAUAAAAAGUUAUAUUAUAAAAUAUGAUCUUUCAUAUUUUAUAGCCAGUAUAAUAAUUGCAAUAAUAGCAUCAAAUGUAGCUUUAUACAUAUUUUUUCGUUUAAGAUCAAAGUGGAAGAAUCAAUGGCACAAAAAAUUAGGAAGUGCUUUAAUUAUGGGAAUCGCUGUUUGUGGUAUGCAUUAUACCGCAUAUGCCGGAACUCAUUAUUUCAUUACCACUGGUCAGAUUAUCGUCAAUAGUGGUAGUAUUAGUGAUAAUUUAUUGCUUGGAUUGAAUGUUACUGGAUCAUUAAUUACAUGCGCAAUUCUCAUAACUGUUGUUGCUAUUUCGAGAAAUGCUGAACUUCAAAGAAAACGCCAUGCUCAAAAAGUUGUACUAGGCGCAGCCAUAUAUAAUGAAAAUGGUUGGAUUUUAGUAUCAAAUGAUGGUUUUAUUCCUAUCAAGAAAAUUACAAAUGAAUACAGCCAAGAUCCAAUAUCUCGUAGAAUUCCUUAUUCUGUUCUAUUUCGCGAAAUGUUUGCGUUAAGUGCAAAGCAAUUGUACGAUUCGUUAAGUAUUCCGUUAUCAGAAUCAGGAACAUUAUAUGAUCAUAUAUUAAAUACUGGACAUCUAAAAAAUCAACCAACCGAUUGCUCUUCAUCCAUCAUCACUUCUACAUCAGGAAAGCAAGAUAAUAUUGGUUCAAAUAUUAUUAAAAUAGUAAAUAAUUCUAAAAAUUAUUUAAAAUCAAUGUUUAUUAAGAAUAACAAUAUUAUAAUCAACAACAUUAAACUACAAGAACGACGUAAUGAUGAUGAUACUAAAAAAAAAAAUGAUUUUGAUGUGCCUCCGUUAUGUAUAUCACCUUCAGCACCUUCAUUUCCGUCGUCAUCAUCAACGGAAGAACAUUUUCAUAAACUGGGUUAUCGAUUCACUGAUCCAAGACUAAUAGCACGUCUAAUGUCUGAACAAAUUCAAGUGAGACCGGGCGAAAUGUUAUGUUUUUUAGAAAAAAUGUUCGUUUAUUCCGAUUCGGGUUUAAAUUGCUUACUUGAGCCCGAUCGAAUUUACACUGGACUGUUUGUUCUGCAAAAAACACCCCAAGGUUCACAAGUUUUGAAACCUAUUUGA
Molecule: messenger RNA, 1548 nt
Organism: Entrophospora sp. SA101
Lineage: Eukaryota; Fungi; Glomeromycota; Glomeromycetes; Entrophosporales; Entrophosporaceae
Source: the annotation of a GenBank genome assembly